CUCUCGCCUGUCGACUGUCAGCUGCUCCUGCCGCCAGCUGGUCCCCGGCACAGGCCUGACACUCUGCCAUCUCUCAGCGGCUUUGGUUGUUCCAGGGGCAGCAGAAUGAAAGAAGGCAUGUCCAAUAACAGCACCACCAGCAUCUCCCAAGCCCGGAAAGCUGUGGAGCAGCUGAAGAUGGAAGCCUGCAUGGACAGGGUGAAGUUGCAGGACUUCUCCUGGUCACAUGAGUUCCCAGGUAGCUGGUCUACAAAAAGAGUGUGCUGGCCCAGCAGACAAGAACUUUCCAGGCCACCUUCCAGGUGUCAGAUUCCUAAAAAGCCUCUGGAGGAAAGCUAUGAAAAAAUCAGGAGGCAUGCAGGUUUGUGGAAGAAACCAGCUAACCGGUUCAGAGAAAUACUUUCACUGCCAGUUUUAUGGUCCAAAAUGCAGAGUGAGACCCGAUUACAUCUCAGGAAAAUUCCCAGGGCAGCGAGGAGUUGGCUGAGAUGCAAUACCCAUAAAGUCCUCUCUGGCGGAGAAAAGAAAAGGAUAGGAACCUUCAGCCUGGGCAGAAUCUUCAUUCCGUCCCCAGCAGAGAAAAUCAGGUGCUUCCAUCUUCCGUGCUGCCCCCUGGUGGCAGCAAGAGCAGGCCUGGCAUCGGCACAUGCUCUCCCGGAUGUUAGUUUUUGGAGCCAAGUACAAAAUCUUUGGGUGUCCCUCCAGCACGGCUGUUCUGUCUGUCUGCGGUCGGGGAGCCAGGGAGGGGCUGCGCUCCCAGGACGGGGCCAGCCUCUGGAUCCGGUUUGCUGCGUUUGGCCAGGUCCUCAUUGUGAGCCUUGCGGAUGUGCCCGUACGGGUCCCCUGACUGCGUGUAGCUGCGCAGGCUGUAGCGGCACUCGUAGGGUCGCUCCCGCGUGUGCACUGUGGCGUGACGCCGCAGUGUGUAAGAGCAUGAGAAGGUCUUCCCACACGUCUUGCAAGUAGGAACAUCUUCAGUAAAACCCCCAAAGCUUCCUGGGGCUGUUUCACACUCAGAAGGCAAGUAGAGUGGCUCAUGCAGGCCGGGUGGAGCAGGCAGGGGCGAGGUCACCAGUCCUCGAUGAUACUGCCCUGGACCUGGCAGCAAAUGGUAGGGUAGGUGCGAAUCUGGCGGCAGGAAGUGGUCAUUGGGCCCCACCUCCUCCAAUCCUGCUGCCGUGGCUCCUCAAAGGCCUCUGGCUGGUGGGGGCUGGCCACCAUACAUGGCUCCUCCAGGAGGGAAGAGUCCCUGACAAUAGUAUUUAGAAGAAUUAAAUGAGGCCAGACAUAUAAUGGGGCUUCCCCGGUGGCUCAGUUCAGUUCAGUUCAGUCACUCAGCCAUGUCUGACUC
Messenger RNA from Bubalus bubalis (water buffalo), 1351 nucleotides. It is a transcript of the gene GNG4, whose product is annotated as G protein subunit gamma 4. Gene Ontology annotation, biological process: G protein-coupled receptor signaling pathway. Gene Ontology annotation, cellular component: heterotrimeric G-protein complex. The record is from RefSeq and is a predicted model, not a curated record. Gene Ontology annotation, molecular function: G-protein beta-subunit binding. The transcript is spliced from 4 exons. NCBI's taxonomy places the organism in Eukaryota, Metazoa, Chordata, Mammalia, Artiodactyla, Bovidae. Bases 106 to 966 code for a protein of 286 amino acids.